Pomacea canaliculata is the source of this 1031-nucleotide messenger RNA. RefSeq lists its product as uncharacterized. The coding region runs from base 140 to 517 and encodes 125 amino acids. The record is from RefSeq and is a predicted model, not a curated record. The transcript is spliced from 4 exons. Lineage: Eukaryota; Metazoa; Mollusca; Gastropoda; Architaenioglossa; Ampullariidae.
GCAGGUCUCAGGCCCAGGGUGUGUCUCCGUACGACUGUGUCGCCCAGUUCCGGCGAUGGUCUCUACCAGAUCGUUCUGACUGACUCCGAUGGCUGUCCAGCAGGCGGGUCCACCGUCAUCUCUGAACUAAGAGGACAUAAUGGCACGGUCAAAUCCGAUCCUUCCAGUUGUUCGCUUUGCCGGUCAGAACACUCUACAGAUCGUCUGCUCCUUCCAGUUCUGCUUCACUCGGGAGGACGUGCUGUGCACUGAUCGAUGCAAUACCAGGAGAAUGGCACGUCUGACCACCACUAGUUACUGGGACACCACCACUUACGACUACUGGACCUCCACCUCGCCCUUGUACCGCAAGAAGCGAGAAGCCAACUCAACUGAGUUUGCCACCGCACAGGUCCAGAUCAUAACAGAAUAUACCACCACGGACACAAAGCAGACUGCCAGCAUGGCGGCUACAAACACAGUUGGUCCCAUUACCUUGGCAAUGCUUCUGAUCCUGGCAACGCAAUAUCAUCAAUAGACAGCUUUAAAGUAUUUCCAGCGAUGUGAACUUUCUUCUUUAGAGUAUAUUCAGCCAGUAGGUGAUGUUCAUGACACUGCCUGACUAUAGGAAUAUUUUGGAAUGUUUAUCCACAAUAUGACAUUGUUUUAUUUUUAGCGCAUAUAGUCUGACUACUUAUAUCGUCUGUGUAUAUCGAAUAUAAAUAAUAUAUAUAAAGAAUAUGAAGAGUUGACUACAUAUGUCUCUUUUGUAUAAUUGACCUACAGACAGAGAAUUAAUUGUCUUUUUUAUAAGUAUAGUGCAUAGAAAAAUGUUGCUUAUUUCUUAUUCUUGUUGUAUAUUGUGUUUACGUGUAUCAGACAUUUUCUUAGAAACAGUCAAACGCUUUUAACAAAAUAUCUGUACUAAUGUAUUUAACAUAUUGAAUAUAACUCGAUAAUAAAAAUAAGUUAUAAAUCAGAAAAGGCAAGCAAAGAAUGUUUUAAGGAGAGUGGAUAGAAAAGGUAUGAAUAAUAAAACUAUUGACAACUCA